Messenger RNA from Malus domestica (apple), 1857 nucleotides. The record is from RefSeq and is a predicted model, not a curated record. Lineage: Eukaryota; Viridiplantae; Streptophyta; Magnoliopsida; Rosales; Rosaceae.
CCCCCCUCUCAGAAUCCACACCUACAAUCUCUCUCAACUCUCUCUCUCUAGAAAGUAACUUACAAUGUGCAAAGUGACAUCUCCUCUCUGCUGCAAUGGCAAUUCAGACCACCAUUACCUUGUCUCCAUCAACGACUCAAAGGAACCCAAAACCCUAACGUCUCCAUUGAUAUCCAAAACCAUAACACCGCAACCAGAACAAGUACAUAAAUCACAGUUCAAACCCCACAAUAAAUCCCAUUUUUCUUUGGCUUUAAAAGAAGCGAAUUCCAUAGCUGCCAUAGCUUUCCCAAUGAUACUCACCGGCUUAUUGCUUUAUUUAAGGUCAAUGAUCUCCAUGCUCUUCCUCGGCCGCCUUGGCGAGCUCGCCUUAGCGGGCGGUUCCCUCGCCGUGGGCUUCGCCAACAUCACCGGUUACUCCAUCCUCUCCGGCCUCGCCAUGGGAAUGGAACCUAUCUGCGGCCAAGCUUUUGGCGCCAAAAAACACACUCUACUAGGCCUCUCUUUGCAGAGGAUGGUCCUCCUCCUACUAUUUACAUCCUUACCCAUUUCUCUUCUCUGGCUGAACAUGAAGAAAAUCCUCCUCAUCUGCGGCCAGGACGAAGCCAUCGCCGCCGAAGCUCAGUUGUACCUCCUCUGUUCUCUCCCUGAUCUUCUCGCUCAAUCUUUUCUCCACCCUCUGAGAAUUUACCUCAGAAGUCAAUCCAUCACUCUGCCUCUCACAUUGUGUGCAACCCUCGCGAUCAUCCUUCACAUUCCCAUCAACUAUUUACUCGUUUCCCACCUCGAUUUGGGAAUCAAAGGUGUUGCUCUUAGUGGGGUUUGGUCUAACUUCAACCUCGUAGCUUCCGUGAUCGUAUACAUCAUCGUCUCUGGGGUUCACAAGAAAACCUGGGGAGGGAUUUCAAUGGAUUGUUUCGGAGAAUGGAGGACUCUUCUAAAUUUAGCGGUCCCCAGCUGCAUUUCUGUGUGUUUAGAAUGGUGGUGGUAUGAGAUCAUGAUCUUGCUCUGUGGGUUGUUAAUAAAUCCGAGAGCCACCGUUGCUUCAAUGGGCGUUUUAAUUCAAACUACCGCUUUAAUCUACAUAUUUCCUUCUUCCUUAAGCUUCAGUGUGUCCACGAGAGUCGGCAAUGAAAUCGGGGCUAACAACCCGAAAAAAGCGAAACUUGCAGCCAUUGUAGGGCUCUGCUUCAGCUUUAUGCUAGGCCUUUCAGCUUUGGUGUUUGCAACAACGGUGAGGAACAUUUGGGCAAGCAUGUUUACACAAGACAAAGACAUUAUAGCGCUAACAUCGAUGGUGUUGCCUAUAAUCGGGCUCUGCGAGCUCGGAAACUGCCCUCAGACGACGGGGUGCGGAGUUCUGAGAGGCACUGCAAGGCCGAAAGUCGGAGCAAACAUAAACUUGGGGUGCUUUUAUCUUGUCGGAAUGCCGGUGGCCGUGGGUUUGGGAUUCUUUCUGGGGUUUGAUUUUCAGGGGCUGUGGCUCGGCCUCUUGGCGGCGGAGGGCAGCUGCGCUCUGACCAUGUUGGUGGUUUUGGGUCGUACAGAUUGGGAGUUUGAAGCUCGGAAAGCCAGAGAGCUGACCGGGGCUGCUGCUGCUGAGGCGGCAGUUGGUGACAGCGAAGAUGUUGAGGAGGACAAGCCAAGCAAAGCUGAAAUCAAGGAAGAUUGUUUAUGUUUAUUAGGAGGACUGUCUAUCUCCAGGAGUGUUUCUUUUGGUACACUUCCACUGAAAUUCAACUAAUGCUGAAUUUCAUAGGAAGUAGCAAAAUUGCUGGGUUAGGAACAAAGAUCCCACCCUCUUCUGUAUUUUGUAAUUGGAUACACAAGAAAUUCAAGGAAGAUUUAUUCUAGUAA